This is a messenger RNA of Chlorella variabilis, 1293 nucleotides long. RefSeq lists its product as hypothetical. Bases 1 to 1293 code for a protein of 430 amino acids. NCBI's taxonomy places the organism in Eukaryota, Viridiplantae, Chlorophyta, Trebouxiophyceae, Chlorellales, Chlorellaceae. Gene Ontology annotation, molecular function: protein binding. The record is from RefSeq and is a predicted model, not a curated record. The transcript has 5 exons.
AUGCUGGAAGUGCGGGAGGUCCCGGGCAAGGGCCGCGGCGUGUUUGCCACACGGACCAUUACAGGUGGCGAGGUGGUGCUGCGGGAGCCACCGCUACUGCUAUACCCCCAGCAGAGCACCGCUGCCGCCUUCUGCUCCUUCUGCCUGCGCGCAUUCAACUCCCUAGAAGACAGCGCCGCGGCGGUGGUGCCAUGCGGCACCUGCGGCCGAGUGGGCUUCUGCAGCUCCGCAUGCGCGGCGGCAGCCGCGGCCGAUGUGGGCAGCCACUGCGCCGCUGUCUGCGGCCUGCUGGCGGCCUGCAACACCGCAGGACUUAGCGACGAGCAGCAGACGGCACUGCAGUUCCUGGCCCGCUGCUGCGCCCUGCGCCAGGCGGCAGCAGCCGGCGACGCGGCGGCGGCGGCCCGGUGCGCCGCCAUUGCAGGCCUGGCCGCGCCGCCGCCGCUGGUGCCGCAUCCAGCUGAGCAGCAGAGCGCACCAGGCACGGGCAGCAACAGCAGCACUGAUGUGGUUGUGCGGGAGCUGCACGGGCGGCUGAGCCACGCGUUGGCAGCGAUAGGCGCGGGCCCGGCGGCGGCGCUGUCGCCGGCGGAAGCGGCAGAGCUGCUGCGCAAGGAGGCCACCAACGGCUACGGAGUCAUGGCGCCCUCCGCACCCGACGGGGAGCGGCGCAUCCGCGGCACCGCUCUCUACGCCCAGGCCUCCCUCAUCAACCACGAGUGCCUGCCCAACGUGGCACGCUUCGACCGCUUUGACGCCAGCUCAGCGCCCGCCAGCUCAGCGCCGCACCCCGGCGCCAACACCGCGGUCGAGUUCCGCGCCCUGCACGACAUCCCAGCCGGCGAGGAGCUGACACAGAGCUACUUCCCGCUGCCCUGGCCGCUGGCCGAUCGCCAGCAGCGCUGCCAGGAGGACUAUGGCUUCCAGUGCACCUGCCCCCGCUGCAAGGAGGAGGCCACAUGGUCUGACAGCGAGUGGGAGGCGGACGGGGACGCCGGAAUGGAGGAUGCUUUGGCUGCGGAGGGAGCAGCUGACGGCGCCGCUUGCGGGCACCACUCCCACCAGCACGAUGCGCCGGGCGGCGGGCCAGCGGCAGCGGAGCAGGAGGGCGGGGCAGACCCGGCCUGCAUUAGCCUCUUCCUCCUCAAGUACGUGUGCCCGGCGGAGGGCUGCUACGGCACGCUGGCGCCGCUACCGCCGGGCGCCGGCGCCGGCGACCAGUAUGAGUGCAACAUGUGCGGGCGGCGGCGCAGCGAGGCGGAGUUUAUGGCUGAGCUGGAGGCGGCGCAGUAG